Messenger RNA from Colletotrichum karsti, 2010 nucleotides. Its product is annotated as FMN-dependent dehydrogenase. The transcript is spliced from 8 exons. Lineage: Eukaryota; Fungi; Ascomycota; Sordariomycetes; Glomerellales; Glomerellaceae. Gene Ontology annotation, molecular function: oxidoreductase activity. The coding region runs from base 1 to 2010 and encodes 669 amino acids. The record is from RefSeq and is a predicted model, not a curated record.
AUGUCUUCAUCCGAUGCGCCAGCUGCGACAGGGGCCGUCCAGGUCCAGCCAAUCCUCACCCUCAAGGGAAAGGUCAUCGCAGUUACUGGAGGAAACCGCGGCAUCGGUCUCGGUGUUGCGGAAUGCUGUCUUCUGAACGGUGCGGACAAGGUCUACUCCAUCGACCUCGCGGCACCCGGCGAAGAGUUCGAGGCGGCCUCUAAGCAGUUCCCGGGACGUCUGUUCAAUGUCCAGGCCAACGUGACGGAGGAGGAGAGCAUCACGGCUGCUAUUGACAAGAUCGUCGGGGAAGCGGGAGCCAUCCACGGUAUCGUUGCCAACGCCGGCCGCACAAAUCACAAGGCCGCGCUUGACUUUACAAAGGAGGAGAUCGAGACCUUGUUUGGUGUUAACCUGUUCGGUGCCUUUUACACUGCCAGAGCUGCGGCGAGAGUUUUCAUCAAGCUCGGCAUCAAGGGCUCCGUUGUUUUCACGGCGUCGAUGGCAUCCUACCGUCCUAACAAGCGUGUGCCUUCAGCACCGUACGGCGCGUCCAAGGCCGGUAUUCGCAACAUGGCGCACACCCUCGCCAUGGAAUGGGCCAAGUACGGCAUCCGCGUGAACAGCGUCUCUCCCGGUCUCGUCCGCACCGCGAUGACUUACUGGGUUCCUCAACAACCGGACUGGGAGCAGCAGUUGAAGUACUACGGAGGCAUGCCGAGGUUGGCGGAGGUGCAGGAGCUCGGCGGAGCGUACGUCUACCUCUUGAGCGAUGCCGCAAGCUACACCACCUCGAUAGACAUCCCCGUCAACGGUGUUAUUGGAAUACAGUUCACGAUGCGUUCCUCGCUUUUCAUCGCUGCGCAGUUCGCUGCCGCCGCCUUUGCGGCCGAGCCCUGGGAGAACGAGGUCGAUACCGGCUUCGUCACCUACCUAGACGGAACCAACUACACCAAGGGCACCCAGCCUCUCCUCAAGGACAUCCGUGCCAUUCCCGACUUCGACUGGGCUGCUCGCCAGAAGCUCGACAACCAGAAGUACUCCUUCUACCGCACUGGUACCGCUGGAGAGUUCAGCUACCGCCACAACCUCGAUGUCUGGCAGAAGGUCCAGCUCCGCUCUAAGCACCUGAGCGACGUCACCAAGUUGAACGAGACCAUGGCCACCACCAUUCUCGGUUACAACUUCAGCGCCCCCCUCUUCAUCGCGCCUGCUGCUCGUGCUGCCUACGGAGACGAGGCUGCCGAGCUGAACCUCGUCCGCGCUGCCGGUAACGAGAACAUCCUGUACAUUCCUUCCAUGUACGCCUCCAAGUCCAUCGAGGAGAUCGCGACCGGCAAGGUCAACAACACCCUCAACGGCCCCCAGGUCAUCUUCCAGCAGAUCUACACCAACGGCAACCUGUCCGUCACCUGGGAGAACAUCCGCCGUGCCGAGGCCACCGGUGCCAAGGCCAUUGUCUGGACCAUCGAUGCUCCCGGUGACUCCGUCCGCCACCGCGCUGCCCGCUACGACACUACCAACGCCAACUCCGUCUCCUCCGCUCUUACCUGGGACAUCUACGACCAGAUGGUCAACCAGACCUCUCUGCCUAUCAUCCUCAAGGGUAUCACCACCGCCGACGAGGCCCUCCUGGCUAUUGAGAAGGGUGCCAAGGCCAUCUACAUCUCCAACCACGGUGGCCGUCAGCUCGACCACACCCCUGGUCCUCUCGAGAUCGCCUACGAGAUCUACCGCAACGCCCCCGAGGUCUUCCAGAAGAUCGAUGUCAUUGCCGACAGCGGUGUUCGUUACGGAAACGACGUUCUGAAGCUGCUUGCUCUCGGUGUCAAGGCCGUCGGUAUGGGCCGUCCCUUCAUGUACGCCAACUGCUACGGACUCGAGGGUGUCACCAAGGCCAUCAACAUCAUGAAGACUGAGAUCGUCCGUGACGGUGCUCAGAUGGGUGCAACCAACCUGCACAACAUCAGCAUGAGCUUCCUCAACACCCGCCAGCUCGAGCAGAACGUUUACCUCUUCGACAAGCAGUAA